GCGCGGGCUCAGCUGAAACUCCGGAAUAGCAUUCGCUUCACCAUUGAGCGGUCCAUCGCAUUGCAGUCGCGGUUGUCUAACGACGAGGCGUCGCAUCCUACCAACAUCAUCUUGCUCACGGCAUCCCUCCUGGAACUCAAGGAAGUAGAAUUGAUCAAAAAGCGUUUGAAAGACGUCAAAGGCUGUGGUUCUGAGUUUUCCAUACAGGUAGUUCUUUUCGACGGCAAUCUGUCCAAGGGCGUGACGAGAUAUCAUCGCCAGCUAGACGAGCAACAAUCAGGCGACAGAGACAUAUACAGUACUAUCUCCUUCGACGAGACUAUACUUCUUCGCGAAGGCUUGAGCUCGAUUGCCCUGAAGACGAUCUUGAACGGUCACUCCAGAGAAGUCAGUCGGACGAAGUUCAGCGCGGAUCAAAAGUACGGCCUCCACGGGGGUGCCCCCUUCGACCUCCCAGCAGUUGCCGAACUACAGAAAGCUCUUGGACUUGGGACAAGCUGUCCCGACGAACAGACUCUCGGAUUCGUCGAUGUACAGGCGCCCGUAGUCGACUUGGAAAAGGCUCGAGACGGAAAGGUCUAG
Messenger RNA from Colletotrichum tamarilloi, 582 nucleotides. RefSeq lists its product as uncharacterized. The transcript has a single exon. The annotation marks the transcript as partial. Lineage: Eukaryota; Fungi; Ascomycota; Sordariomycetes; Glomerellales; Glomerellaceae. The record is from RefSeq and is a predicted model, not a curated record.